AUGGAUCUCUCUUCGCGACGUGUCAAUAAACAUCAAGACGAAUACGGAGAUCUGGCUGAGUUAGCUCGAGACAUAUUCGGGGAACGUGGGAGCGCAGAUCCAUGCCAAACAAAUAAUGGUGGAUGUGAUUCUAAUGCUGUUUGUUCGUAUGAUUCAACAAAAAAUUCAGUCAAAUGUACUUGCAAAACUGGCUAUGGAUAUACAGCUUGUGGUGGAUCUGUAUGCACAGCGGUGUGUACAACUCUUUGUCAAAAUGGUGGUGUUUGUAGUGCUCCAAAUACAUGCAAAUGUGCGUCGGGAUGGACUGAUGCAACAUGCUCAACACCUAUUUGCUCAAAUUCAUGCAAAAAUGGUGGUCAAUGUACUGCUCCAAAUAAGUGCACCUGUACAGGAGGAUAUGGAGGCUUGUCAUGUGAAAUACCACCUUGUGAUGCUGCUCACUGCUGUAGCUCUUGUGUUUCCUGUAAUAAUGCUGGUACUAUUAGUUAUUGUCGUCCAAUUUCUCUUGGUGCUCAUACUGAUGCUAAGGGUGUUUAUUAUGGUGGUGCUCCUUAUGGUGCUUAUUUUGGUGUUUUUAGUGAUGCUACUUGUCCUAGUGGUGGUGCUACGGGUCCUACUCCUAGUUGUCAUUGA
Molecule: messenger RNA, 633 nt
Organism: Adineta steineri
Lineage: Eukaryota; Metazoa; Rotifera; Eurotatoria; Adinetida; Adinetidae
Source: the annotation of a GenBank genome assembly